Molecule: messenger RNA, 4149 nt
Organism: Emys orbicularis (European pond turtle)
Lineage: Eukaryota; Metazoa; Chordata; Testudines; Emydidae
Gene: CENPC
Product: centromere protein C
Exons: 21
Coding region: 1-4149 (1382 amino acids)
Biological process (GO): attachment of mitotic spindle microtubules to kinetochore; kinetochore assembly; spindle attachment to meiosis I kinetochore
Cellular component (GO): kinetochore
Molecular function (GO): centromeric DNA binding
Source: RefSeq, a predicted model, not a curated record
AUGGCGGAGCCGCUGAAUCAUUUAAAAAAUGACUACAGAGCAAGAUUCUGCAGCGGAGGAGGAAAACAACAGAUUAAUGUACAGCCAGGCCAAAAUGUACUGAAAAUUAUACGAGAUUGUUUUGAAAAUUGUGUUAGUGAUUCUACAAUAAAUUCUCCAAGCAUAACUCAUUGCUCAACCCCUGUCAUUUUAAAGCAAAAGGAGGAUUUAUUACUGAGCAAAGAGUUGAAUUCAGGUUUAUUUAACUCUGUGAAGAAGAUAUUUAAAUCUACAUCCUCUGUAGAUGCAUCACCAGUAAAAUCAAUCAGCUGUUCAGGACAGUCAACUGAAGCACAUCAGAAAUCUAUAGCACUUGGUAACAUAGUUAGUUCUGACAAAAAAGAGCAGUGUGUGUUAAAAGAAGAUACAAGCUCAAGUGAAGAUGAUCUUUUUGAUGCCGAUGAUCCUGCUGGCUCUAACGAAAAAGCAAAUAGUAUAUUAAAAGCUGUUGAAAGAUCAAGCCAAAGCCCUGCUGGCAUCUUUGAUACUGAUGAGGAUAAUUAUGAGGUCAUUGGAUCACCUGUUCUUCUUGUUGAGGAAGCAGAAACAUCUGUACACUUAUUAAGUCUUGAUGAAAAAGCAACUCCAGCAAUGAUGAAGAGACAGACAGAAGUUCAAAGGUCAGAAGGUCCUCCGGCAAGGACAGAAGAGCAGAUAGUUCCAGUGGAAAGAGCAAAAUGUGUUACAGUACCUUCUGAACAGAAAAAGAAGUCGCUUUCUUCAGCAUUCUUAGUGGCUUUGACAACAGGAGCUGUUGAAAAAAGGUAUUCAGCCUCAAUACCACCACCACCACCUUCUCCUGUAAAAGAUUUAGGAAUGGAAAAUGAGUGUGAGUUUUUAAUUGACGAAUCGGAUGGUUUUUCUUUUACAUCCUGGUUUUCAAUUCCCAAAAAGAACAAAAAAAUAGAGAAACAGGCCUUAUCAAAGCCUGAGCCAAAAUCUCAGCCUUCCGAAAAGAAAAAGGCAGUUGUACAAGAAAGCAAGAAACGCAAGGAUAGAAAGGCACAGAAUGAAGUACCUUUUAAACUGACUCGUAUGGAACAGUCGAAAAUGAAAACAUGUGACGCUGCUGAACGGAUACAAGCCGAGUUACAAAAUGCUUCGGAUACAAAUCUGGGUUUAUCUGACAAAAAGAGAGAGGCUCUUAAAUCUGUAAGGCAAAGCAGUCCUCACAUGGAAGAGAGUAAAAAACACACACACGGACAAAGAUCCACAAGAACCCCAAACAAGAAAAACUCCACGGCCCUGAAACAGAUACAGCCCCAAAAAUUCACUUUUUCAGUUUCCAAAUCAGACACCGAUAUUUCCGAUACAGAACAACCUAAACCAACAGAAAUACCUAAUGAAGAUCCCUUUGGAUCUUGUAGUAUGACUGAGCAGCCUCAAGAGAAGGUUGUGUCUUCAGAAGAGGAUCAUAAUUUUCCAAAACCUCCCCAGUCCAUUUUAAAAACUGCUCUACGUUCAUCCCACAAGAAACAAACUGCUAAGCAGAAACUUUCAAAAAUUGCAUCGUCUAAAAAACUGGUAGAAAACCGAAGAAACAAAGUUAGAAAAUCUACCCUUAAAUCCAGUAGUAGAAAAUCCAGGAUACAAAUCUCAGAGGAGAGUUCUGAAAGUGAGCCCAUGGAGGAGGUGGCUGAAAGAGAGCUUUUAAAGUCAAACAAAGUGUUUGCCCCUUCGUUGCAACAGGAAUCACCGACUUCUGCAUUACAGAAGUCCCGUAAAUCCCCCAAACCUAAAAACUUCAUACAUUCACUGGAAUCAUCUGGUAAUGUACAUAUCAAAACUCCUGCAAAAUCUAAAAAACCUUCACAGAUUUUCAUAGACGAUACAGAAGACUCUGAGGGGAAAAGAGCAUCAGCUAAAUCUCUACGGAGGACAGCUACUCGGAUUAAUCAAAGAACAAAUAUGAUUGAUUGUUCAAAUCCUGAAAAUGCUGAACCUGGGAAUACAACAGAUCACAAGGGUUCUUCUGGCCAGGACAUGGCAGAACAAAAACACAAGAAGUCAAAUGCAUCUGUGAAAACAAAAUAUAAAAAACAGAGUAAUGUCCACCGAUCACAAGUCUCUCCUGCACCUGAGAAAAACAAGAAUCAUAACAGUGGGCCUGUUCUGAAACGUUAUGUAAAAUUUACUUCAAAAAAUGACGAGCCUAUUGCAUGUGAGUGGGAGGAUUCAUCUUCAGAUAAAUCUAUAGCCUUGAAGGGUGAUGCAAGUGAAUUUUUGUCAAACACACCACUAAAGCAUAAACUAGUAAUGCCAUCCCAAACACCCAAUGUUCGUCGGACAAAAAGAAUACGAAUAAAGCCUUUGGAGUAUUGGCGAGGGGAGCGCGUGAACUAUCUGAUGAGACCUUCAGGAGGGUUUGUGGUAGGUGGAAUAGUGUCUCCUGAAAAGGAUCCAUGCAAGAAGGCUAGCGUAAAGAGAAAACAUACGCCAAAAACAAGGCGUCAUGUUGAAUAUUUGAAUGUCUCCCUAGCAGAUACUUCUAAGCCAACUGCUGUAUGGGACCCAACAAUUAAUGAAGAGGUUUUGCUAGAGUGUGUCAACACUGGACGUAAUCAUUCUUGUUUCUUUAAUGAUGAGUCAGUGGAAAUAUAUAAAAACCUGAAUACAUCAGUUUUUGCUGCUGGUAAAUUGAUCUUGAAACCGCUUAAAGAAAAGGGGCACCAAUUUGUUUACACAGAUAAUAUAGCUUUCCAUGUUAUCCGUGGCAAGAUUAUUUUUACCCUUCAUAAGACAUCCUACUAUCUGACUACAGGAGAUUUUUUCUAUGUUCCAGAAGGAAAUGGAUACAACAUACGUAAUCUCCUGAAUGAGGAAAGUAUUCUUCUUUUCACACAGCUGAAAGGAGAAAGAGCCCCGGAGGCCACCAUCUCCCGCCCCCCCCCAGGGGGCAUGGAGGCUCCAGUGCCCACGCCGGCGCAGGCCAUGGACCCUGGGGCGAGCGAGGCCCAGCUCCAGGAGCACCUAGAGCAGGAUUUGCCAUUGGACCCCUUGCCACCGGGGGCAUCCUCCUCCUCCUCCCCCGAUGAGGCGGUAGCGGGGACAUCCGCCAUGGGCCCGCCCCCUAUAGACCUUCGGGCCCAUCAGGACCUGUUGCGCCGGGUGGCGCGCAAUAUGGACCUCCAGAUGGAGGAGAUCGUGGAGGUUCACGACCCUAUAGUGAACAUCCUCUCAGCGGACGCCCCAUCCAGAGUGGCGUUACCGCUGAUUCAAUCCAUACAGGCUAAUGCCACCUCGAUCUGGCAAACCCCGGCCUCUAUUCCACCCACGGCCAGAGGCGUGGAGAGGAAGUACUUUGUUCCCUCCAAGGACCACGAGUAUUUGUACACUCAUCCCCAACCGUGCUCACUGGUGGUGUCAUCAGUGAAUGCACGGGAGCGCCAUGGCCAGCAUGCGGCAGCGCCAAAAUCGAAGGACGCUAAGCGCUUCGAUUUGUUCGGGCGCAAGGUCUAUUCGGCGGGGGGGCUUCAGCUUAGGGCGGCCAACCAACAGGCGCUCUUAAGCCGAUACAGCUUUAACACCUGGUCCUCAAUGGAGAACUUCAAAGAACUGGUUCCCCAGGAAUCUAGGGAAGAGUUCGGGACUUUGGUAGAGGAGGGUAAGCGAGUGGCACGCACCUCCCUACAGGCCUCCCUGGAUAUAGCUGACUCGGCCGCUAGAACCCUGGCGUCGGGUAUAGCUAUGAGGCGAACCUCCUGGCUCCAGGUGUCAGGCUUGCCGCCUGAACUGCAGCAGACCCUCCAGGACUUGCCCUUUGAGGGUCAGGGCCUGUUUUCUGAAAAGACGGACUCGAGGCUCCAAAAUCUCAAGGACUCUCGGACAAUGAUGCGCUCCCUGGGGAUGCAUGUCGACCUGUUCGCAUCUCGGGCCAACAGGAAGUGCCAGGCGUUCUGCUCCCUAUACGGGCGAGCUCCGGGCUCUCUGUCGGACGCCUUCCUUCUGACGUGGACGGGCCACCUGCUCUACGCCUUUCCCCCGUUUCCGCUGGUCCACAGGGUACUGCUCAAGAUCCGCACCGACCAUGCACGAAGAGGAACAACUUACCAGUACCUCCCUGAAGCAAAGGACGGCCCAGUUUAUGGACUAGUUGGCAACAGAGAUUGA